Molecule: messenger RNA, 1701 nt
Organism: Chanos chanos (milkfish)
Lineage: Eukaryota; Metazoa; Chordata; Actinopteri; Gonorynchiformes; Chanidae
Gene: pgm5
Product: phosphoglucomutase 5
Exons: 11
Coding region: 1-1701 (566 amino acids)
Biological process (GO): carbohydrate metabolic process; striated muscle tissue development; myofibril assembly
Cellular component (GO): adherens junction; sarcolemma; cytosol
Molecular function (GO): magnesium ion binding; phosphoglucomutase activity
Source: RefSeq, a predicted model, not a curated record
AUGGAGACAACCCCUAUUCCCGUUUUAACAAUCCAAACAACCCCAUUCGAUGACCAGAGACCCGGGACAAAUGGGUUGCGGAAGAAGACUGUGAUAUUCGAGAGUAAAAAGAAUUACCUUCAAAAUUACAUUCAGAGUGUUCUAUCCUCCAUCGACCUGCGGGACCGCCAAGGAUGCACUAUGGUGGUGGGCAGUGACGGACGAUACUUCAGCCGAAACGCAAUAGAAGUUAUCGUGCAAAUGUCAGCAGCCAAUGGGAUUGGACGUCUGGUCAUAGGACAUAACGGUAUCCUUUCUACACCAGCUGUCUCAUGCAUCAUCAGAAAGAUCAAAGCCAUCGGGGGUAUUAUACUCACAGCUAGUCACAAUCCCGGUGGCCCUGGAGGAGACUUUGGGAUUAAAUUCAACAUUGCAAAUGGAGGCCCAUCUCCAGACACAGUGAUGGAGAGGAUCCAUCAGGUUAGCCGAACUCUCGAGGAGUAUGCCAUAUGCCCUGAUCUGCGCAUUGACUUAUCCCGUCUGGGCCGCCAAGAGUUCGACCUGGAGAAUAAGUUCAAACCAUUCAGAGUUGAGAUUGUGGAUUCAGUGGAAGUGUAUCUCAACAUGCUGCGUGGCAUUUUCGACUUUGGUGCCAUCAAGAGUCUUUUGACUGGUCCAGAUCAACUUAAAAUCCGAAUUGAUGCUAUGAAUGGAGUAAUGGGACCUUACGUGAGAAGGAUUCUGUGUGAUGAACUCGGGGCUCCUGCAAACUCUGCCGUAAACUGUGUUCCUCUGGAGGAUUUUGGGGGUCAGCACCCCAACCCCAACCCUGCUUAUGCUGUCACACUGGUGGAGUCUAUGAAAGGGGGAGAGUAUGGCUUUGGAGCGGCAUUUGAUGCAGAUGGGGACCGGUACAUGAUACUGGGUCAGAAUGGAUUCUUUGUCAACCCGUCUGACUCGCUGGCGGUAAUGGCUGCCAACCUCUCCUGCGUUCCCUACUUCAGACAGACGGGCAUCCGUGGAUUUGCCCGAAGUAUGCCAACAAGCAUGGCCCUGGACAGGGUUGCCAAGGCGAUGAAGGUGGCCCUCUAUGAAACUCCUUCUGGCUGGAGAUUUUUUGGGAACCUGAUGGAUUCCGGAAGAUGCUCAUUCUGUGGAGAGGAAAGCUUUGGAACAGGCUCGGAUCACAUCCGGGAGAAGGACGGCUUGUGGUCGGUGCUGGUCUGGUUGUCCAUCAUGGCCGUCCGUAAGCAGAGUGUAGAGGAGAUUGUGAAGGACCACUGGGCAAAGUUGGGCCGCAACUACUGCUGCAGGUUUGAUUAUGAGGCUGUUGAUCCUAGAGCAGCCUUUUACCUGAUGAGAGAUUUGGAGGCUAUGAUCACAGACAAAGCCUUCGUCAGUCAGAAAUUCGCCGUGGGCAACAACAUCUACAGCGUGGAGAAGACGGACAACUUCGAAUACAUCGACCCGGUGGACGGCAGCGUGGCCCGGAACCAGGGCCUGAGAAUCAUCUUCACGGACUCUUCUAGACUUAUCUUCCGACUCAGUGGGACAGGUGGUGUUGGAGCCACUAUCCGCAUUUACGCAGAGAGUUACGAGAAAGAUCCGGAAAGGCAAAACAGAGAGACGCAGGUUGUGUUGGGUCCUCUGAUUGCCAUAGCAUUGAAGAUCUCUGAUAUCCAUGAGAGGACUGGACGCCGCGGGCCCACUGUCAUUACCUGA